Portunus trituberculatus (swimming crab) is the source of this 4517-nucleotide messenger RNA. RefSeq lists its product as uncharacterized. NCBI's taxonomy places the organism in Eukaryota, Metazoa, Arthropoda, Malacostraca, Decapoda, Portunidae. Bases 859 to 1746 code for a protein of 295 amino acids. The transcript has 7 exons. The record is from RefSeq and is a predicted model, not a curated record.
ACUUGUGGCAACUGUAGUCGGGCUAGGAAGACGGGAAGGCUGGAGACACCAGACAGUUGCACAGGAUUUAUCGACGUGCUUGUGUGUACAGAAUCAAGACAUUGUUGGAAGGUUCGGAAACGCCUAGUCAACCAACACAGCAGAUAAAACACAUUAAGGAGAGGAAGAGAUAACUACAACGUUCAUUAGUCGCAGUAAAAAUAUCCACUUCACCUGGGACGCCCGUCUUCCCCUGUUCAGAAUGACAACAUCAGCUGCAGGAAACUGUUGCCCCGAGUGAGGAAGCCCAACCUGCACUCGGACUGUGGACAGGUUUUAUGCGCUUGGAGACCCCUCGGACCCCAUAGCACGCAUGGUUCUACUGUACCACAGAGCCUCGGGAGGGUUUCGGGACGCCAUGAGCUGUGACGUGUGCACAGAGCUGUAUGAACAAAGCAUCAGAACACCACUAGUGCUGCCGUGUGGCCACACUUUCUGCCGGCCUUGCCUAACUGACAUAAAAAAGAAAGGCAGCUUCCAUUGUCCCACCUGCAGGCGGGACACAACAACUUGCAGGUGGUGGCGCUCACUGUCAACUAUUCACUGCUCAAUAUUUUGGCUCUUUGCAACCAGUUUGAGUAUGACAAGUGUGCCACUCAUGGAGACGACCUCCGGUACUGGUGUGCCAACUGUGACCAAUCGCUGUGCUGCAUCUGCCUCUACUCGGGUCACCCUCAGGGCCACACUGUCAAACUGGCACAGACUUUUGUAACGGAAAAAAAACAAAAACUUGAAGAAAGAAUUAAUGCCGUCUUCAAAAACAUAAAUGAACAUAAAAAUGAACUAAAAAAAGGGUUCAAUGAUGUAGAUGCACUGGUGAUGCAGCUUUUCCGCAAGAAUAUCCACUUUCACAACACAGAAAUGGCUGUUAAAGACCUGCUUGAUGAUAUUAAGAAGGCAAACGGCAUUGCCUCGGUGCUGUCUUAUGAGAAGUUAGUGGGAGAGUUUCAGUCUAAGAAAAAUUUGGCGGAUCCUGGCGAGGAGAAAGCACGAGAGAAAGCUGACCCUUCAGUAGAUACUCGAGAUAAGGUGAAGAACUUGCCAGCUAAAGACAAGGAUGCACUGCUAGUUACAACUAAGGAUCUGAAAGAAGCCGCAUCUGAGUCAACUGAGGCAGCAAAUACAGCAGCAGGAACAGAUCCAAAUUGGCGUGCAAUGAUGGACUAUUGUGACGGACGCCUACUGCUCCACACCCUGGCGAAUCCCACCACCACAAGAAUGUCCAUGCAGAUGCCACACGAAGUGUUCCUGGAGUUGGGUGUGGGUGACAAGUGCCUGGGUCGGAUCUACAUCAGACUGUGGUGCCAUCUAUGUCGAGCACAGCAGCUCCUGGCACUGUGUAUGGGUACUAUGGGUCCAUCUCUACUGAAAGCUAAGGCCUCAGACAAAAUGGGUAAUUUGAUCGUGUUUCGGUCUGCUGUGGAUAGAGACAACAAGUCGGUCUCGCAUGCUCUACUGACGGGGUUAGAGUGGGGAGGCCAGCACUCCAAGCCAGAGACUGAGGGUCUUGUUACAGGGAUAGUUUCAAAUAACUUGGCGUUUGGCAUCUGCAUCCAAAGACAAACGGGUACGUCCGUGAAUGCUGCAUUUGGUGUGGUGGUUGCGGGCCAUGAAGUGACAAAAGCAGCCUUCCAGCACAACCCAGUCAGUGAGGUCACCAUCACUUCCUGUGGUCUCGUGAUGCCCGGCUUCUCUCAGGAAGGCUGAUUCUACCUUUAGCUGAGUCUUGGAGAGUCUUAUCUGUGACGCAUGGAGAGGGAAAAAAAUCAAUGGUGUGAAUGAGAGAUACUAAAGAAAAAAAAAGAAAAAAGGUGAGUAAAUAAGUAAAACGAAGGAUGAAAAAAAAAGACGGACAAGGCAAUAAACAAAAGCAAAAGCAGUCACAACACAAAAAGGAAAGGAAGAAAAAUUGCAGAGGAAAAAAGGGAGAAGACCUGGAUUACGAAGGAAGUAAGAAAAAGUAAGUUAAAGUACUGGGAGAUGGGAGGAAAAGAGCCGGAAAGCUUGGAAGGGAGGAACCAGCAGGGGAGAAAGUGAUAUGCAAAGGAAGAGAGCGAAAGGAAAUGAAAGGUAGGAGGGAGACAGUAAAAGGGUUUGUGUUGUAAUAUGUUGAAUGCUACCAGAGAGGGAGAGAGAAAAUCGUCACGCCUCAUUUUUGGUGAAGAUAAUUUAUGUAGAAUGAUGUGUGAUUUCAUACCAAUGGAUAUUGGAAAGAGCAUCAAUAACUAAAAUUUUACUUCAUUAUUUGUUGUUGCCAUGCAAUAUACGAAAAAAAAGUAAUCUUUUUGCCAUAAUUUCUCCCGGAAACGGCUGCUGUAUUUCUUUCAAUAUUGUAGCUAUUUCGCAUUAACACCGUUAUCAAUAAGUCUACAUGACAUAAUUAGGAAACUAUAAUGUGGUUUGCAUAAGUCAAACUAUCAGUUCUUUCUUAGUUUUUCCUCUAGUAAUGAAAAAGAAAGCUGCAAUUUCCAAUUGGUUAAAACAGGAGAGGCUAAUGUUUUGGGUACAAGUUGCGAUCGUAAGCUCCGCCCACCACCUCGUAAGCUCCACCCACUGGCUUCACUUUAUUUAGUUUACAUUGGGAUAGGUGCUUGCCGCCUUUCUCCAAUCUCCUUGGUAAGUUCGAAUCCCACCACGUGCCGCCUUGAAACUUUGUCAGUUGUCGAGUGGUUUAAAGUUACCAACAUGUCACCAUGCUACCCAGGUUCUAGGUGGAGGUGUAAUUGCCUUACACCAAAGAUGCACUUGGGUGGUGAUAUGGGCCUUAAUAUGGGUACCACUGUAAAUGAAAUUGCCUGCGCCACCAAUGGGUGGAAGCUGAACAGCGAGCGCUUCCCAUACCCUUCAAGUGAACCUACAGGCGCUAUAGGUUAUAACAUUAUAAUAUAUAUAUAUAUAUAUAUAUAUAUAUAUAUAUAUAUAUAUAUAUAUAUAUAUAUAUAUGUAUGUAUGUAUGUAUGUAUGUAUGUAUGUCUCGCCUAUCAACAGACACUAAACUCAAAGUCAUCCUUUACUACAAGACCAGAAAAACCGCAAGCCUCAUCAUGAAGAAUAGCUGUCUUCCCCCGACACACUCCCUGCAAGAAGUGAACGUUGUGUACCAAUACGCAUGCGCUGUUGGUGACUGCAGUCACCUAAAUUCGCUUCUGUACCUCGAGGUACUAUUUCUGUAACAGGAGGUGGUGGUGAUGUGGAAAGAUAAGCGAAAGGAUGAAUGAUGUGAAAGUGUUCCUGGGAAAAAAAAAAAAAGAAAUGUGAUAUGCUAAGUGUAAGAACUAGUGAAUAGUGAUUUCAAAGAUGCUGUUAGGUUUUUUGUUUGCUUUUCCUUUCUCCCUGUAACUGGUAUAAGAGUAAUCAGCAACAUCACGAUCAAAAUAAAGACUUAGCAAAAAGAUCAAGAUUAGGCAAUAGGGUGUGGAAAAGACUGGAGUUAGGUGUACCUAGUAGUGAAAAUUAGUAAGUUAAUGAUAGUGAAUAGAUCUGAGGAUGAAAGCAAUGCAGUAUGGAGAAUUGGAGAAAAUAUAAGUACUUAGGGAUGUGCAUAAGUCAAAUGGGUGUGAAAAGGCAAAGAUGGAAAAGAUAGGCUUAAUUAGAGAAUCAGUGGGUAGGACGAUUGGGGAGUACAGCUACUCGUAGAAUGAGAGCAAGUAAAUAAGAUGCGUUGAGAGAGGUAUGGAAGAGUGCGGCUGUGUAAAAGCUACACUUUAUACGUACAAGGUUAAGUUGGAGAAAAUGUAGGAUGAAAGAAUAGCGAGAUAGGUGUAUUUGUGGAAUGAAAGUGGGAGUAAUUGGAGUAAGAGGUGGAUGAGAGUGAGAGUUACAAAUUAUGUGGGAUGAGAAUGGCUGGGAGGAGUCAAAACGAGCGUGAAUGGAUCGUGACAAGAGGAGGAAGAGUAAGAACUGAAUGGGAUGCGAGGAAAUGUAAGAAAGAGUAAGAUAAACAGGAUUGAAGUGGGGUGGGACUGAAUAUAUGGAAGAAUGAGAUGGAACGAAAGAGUAGUCUAGAAUGGUUCAAGGAAAAGGAAGCCCCAAUGUACGAAAGGUGAUAUGAUGGUAGUCUGGGUCAAGUUGCCAGAUGGCCGUUUUUCGGCUAAAUUUGUGAAAUUUGUCAAAUUGGCGGUGAACGGCGUUGUUUGGCCGUAGAGAUCGGGAAUUUCUACGGCCAUGUCAAGAAGAAACUGAUGAUGUACUCGCAUACUUUACUUACUAAAAACUUCAGUACUACAUUUGCUAAGUCAUUAAUUACGAUUUAUUUCCUUAUUCAAAUGUCUUUUGGUGCUAUAGGUAGCAUAAAACCAAGAUGUAUUAGACUAAGAGGUGAACGCACUUCGGCAUUAUUGGAACCGCUGACCCAUGUGUAUUGUUUACGUCUAGUGUUGUGGUGGUGUGUUUACGUGUGGCAGAUUUUAUCAGCAAUUGUGUACUUUUCAUGGGCUUUGUAUUACGGUAUUAAUAGUUAAAUGGGUAAAGCAAGAGUG